UGGCACAGCGUUCAGUCUGGCGCUUGAUAAGCUCAGCGCUGGUUGUUAAGUAAAUAUUGUACGAAUAAUUAAAAUAAUUACCGAACUCACGUAACACGAUGCAUAUUAGAAUACUGCUCAUCUUGUACUACGGUGUGUUGUGUAUACACAGCAUUGGCGCGUCCGGUUUGCGAAAAACCCGAAAAGUGCACGGUCAAGGUCGCAAUCCGCAAGCUGGCAUUCAAUCACCACCUGGAGACAAUUAUGACAUACAGCAAGAUUUGUUCUCCGCACUCGAUGGCGGUCAAGGUCAAGGCAAAGGAAACGGAAAUGGAAGGGGACAUGGUAAUAAUGGUCGUGGUAAUGGCGGUAAUAAGAAUAAGGGUGAGAAUUAUGACAUACAAGAAGAUUUGUUCUCCGCACUCAAUGGCGGUCAAGGUCAAGGCAAAGGAAAUGGAAACGGGAACGGAAAGGGGCAUGGUAAUGGCGGUAAUAAGAAUAAGGGUGGCAAUAAUGGUUUGCAAGGUUUCGUCUUGGCCACUGAGUCGGACAACAGUAACGCACCGCCAGACUGUGCAAACCCCAAUGGACCGGGUAAUGGACAUGGACGUGGACAUGCUUAUGGCAAAUGUCGCGGUAGGGGUAACAAUAAGUUCGGUCCGAAACCACCGCCACCAGGACUCUAUAAACGUUUUGCCGCCAUCUACAAUAAUGUGGAGAGAAAAGUACAUGGUGCGGCUUACGAUGAGACGCUCGAAAAUGAUGAGGUGAAUGAUGAUUUCAAUGGAAGAUCCAUUGUGGCGCCCGGACAAUAUCCACACAUGGCUGCAUUAGGUUUUCGCUCCUUCUCCGACAGCUACGAGUACAAAUGCGGUGGCAGUUUAAUUAAUGAGGUCUUCGUUUUAACGGUAGCACACUGUUGCUACCACAGCGGCCAACAGCCGGAGACCGUGAAAGUGGGUGACAUCAAUCUGAAGAACGUUGACUUCGAUGAGGUAUUUCAAGUGCGUCCCAUUGCCGAAGUGCAGGUGCAUCCUUUAUAUAACGCCUCGUAUUACUAUCACGACAUAGCGCUCAUACGGCUGGCACAGCCAGUGGUUUACACGAACUUUGUACGUCCGAUACGCUUGUGGGUUAGUGAUGACAUUCCUUAUGAUAAACUUCAUGCAAUGGGUUAUGGUUCGACCGCCUUCGCAAAGGCACCCACAAAUAUCUUAACCGAGUUGGAGUUGUCCAUUGUACCAUUGCUGCAAUGUAAUCAAAUUUUGCCUUCAGACACUGGUGUGCCGGAAGGGCUGUUGGAUUCACAGAUUUGCGCUAAAGAUUAUGAGCGAAAUCGGGAUACGUGUCAGGGAGACUCCGGCGGACCACUACAAUUGAAUUUAAUGCGUAAAAAUCGGAAGCACUUCCGCUACUAUUUAAUCGGAAUGACUUCGUAUGGCACAUUUUGUCGCAGCGAAUAUCCGGGAGUUUACACGCGCAUUUCCUCAUACAUUGAAUGGAUCACCUCGGUUGUUUGGCCAGAACAGUAUGACAGUUACUUUCCAGAACAAUUACAAUAGUUGGCAACGACUUAUAAUACAAUACAAUAACCUAUUUCAUAAUCUAUGUUACUAAGGAAAUCUACCGUUGUUUAUUAUGACAAUACAAGUAUUCAUUUAAAAUGUGUUUUAACUAAA
This is a messenger RNA of Zeugodacus cucurbitae (melon fly), 1658 nucleotides long. Its product is annotated as transmembrane protease serine 12. The record is from RefSeq and is a predicted model, not a curated record. The transcript is spliced from 5 exons. Gene Ontology annotation, biological process: proteolysis. Bases 99 to 1541 code for a protein of 480 amino acids. Lineage: Eukaryota; Metazoa; Arthropoda; Insecta; Diptera; Tephritidae. Gene Ontology annotation, molecular function: serine-type endopeptidase activity.